UUGUUUAGUUAUGUCCUGAUUGCCUGUGAUGGAAUCUGGAAAAUUUGGGAUAACGGAUCAGUGGUUGCAUUUAUUAAAGAAACAAAAGACCGUUUAGAGAAAUCCCUUGCUGGGGAUCAGGUUAGCGGGAAGAUGGUGGGAUGUGAUGCUGAUGUGAACUGUUUUCGUCGUAUGUUGCAGGACGGAAUUCCCCCAAAAGACCUGCACUUGCGUCUCUGCUACAUAUUAACGGCUGAAGCAAUCAAGCGCGGAGUGCAGACUACAAAGGUUGCAGACAUGUCUCGCUUCGUCCCUGGCUGGCACGGAAGUUUUGGCCCAGCAGUUUAUGGUCCCAUGCACGAUAUCUUCUCCAGCAUAAUCACUUUACAAGGAUCAGAGUGCGAAAAUUUUGAGCUAAACUUUCAUCGAUGCAUGGAAGCAUACGGACACUUCGUGGGAUUGCGAUAUUGCGAUUUGGAGAUGAGGGACCUUAGCGAAUGCAUGUAUCAUACUAAGGCGGUAUGUAUUGACCUUUUUAUCGCCUUAUUUUCACAUAUAGCCUUACAAUACCUUGUGCCACGCAAUUCCUCUUAAAU
Molecule: messenger RNA, 575 nt
Organism: Soboliphyme baturini
Lineage: Eukaryota; Metazoa; Nematoda; Enoplea; Dioctophymatida; Soboliphymatidae
Source: the annotation of a GenBank genome assembly